UGGGAGUUUGUCAUCCGCCAUACCGCCAGCUGAGACCCACGCCGGCUGCCUCUGAGUGUCUGCUGGGCGAAAACUCCCAGUCUUCAUUCACUCGUGAGGGAUAGAAGGUGGGACAGACAGACAAACACACGCACACCCCACCAGCAUGCCUAGGAGAGGAGCAGCCGCCCCCAGACCGCCGCCACGUGCUGCCCCCCCUCCACCGCCACCCCGUGCUGCCCCACCACCUCCCCCAGUAGCAGCUCCCCCCCCACCAGCCAGUGCUGCACCCAAACAGCCUGGCCUCUUUGCCCAGAUGGCGGCCACAGCGGGAGGCGUGGCUGUGGGUUCGGCUGUGGGUCAUGUUGUCGGUCACGCCCUCACCGGGGGAGGCAGCAGUGGAAGUUCCGAACCCCAGCAGGCCGCCCCAGCCCCAGCCCCACAGCAGUACCCUCAGCAGUAUCCACAGUACCAGGGAUAUCCGCAGCAGGGAGGGCCGUCGGAGCCUCAGGGGCCGUGUGCCUGGGAGAUAAAGCAGUUUCUUCAGUGUGCCCAGACCCAGUCCGACGUGUCUGUGUGUGAGGGCUUCAACGAGGCGCUGCGGCAGUGCAGGGCUCAGCAUAACCAGGCGAUUGUGUAGAGUGCCGGGUCUUGAGGGUGCCACGUUGCGGUAGGGUUGUCGUAGUAGUGGUGGCCCCAGGGUGGAUGGAGCCGCGGUGUUAGUGCCUGCUGCAGCCAUCCGUGUUGUCAUUGUUAAGUUAAUUGAUCUUAAGUUUCUUCCUCUGUACAGCAUCUCACUUCCAGUAAAAUAUUUUAAUUA
Messenger RNA from Scylla paramamosain (green mud crab), 799 nucleotides. It is a transcript of the gene Chchd2, whose product is annotated as coiled-coil-helix-coiled-coil-helix domain-containing protein 10, mitochondrial-like. Gene Ontology annotation, biological process: mitochondrion organization. The transcript has 5 exons. The record is from RefSeq and is a predicted model, not a curated record. The coding region runs from base 146 to 619 and encodes 157 amino acids. Gene Ontology annotation, cellular component: mitochondrion; nucleus. NCBI's taxonomy places the organism in Eukaryota, Metazoa, Arthropoda, Malacostraca, Decapoda, Portunidae.